Knipowitschia caucasica is the source of this 11295-nucleotide messenger RNA. The record is from the annotation of a GenBank genome assembly. NCBI's taxonomy places the organism in Eukaryota, Metazoa, Chordata, Actinopteri, Gobiiformes, Gobiidae.
AUGACGUCGCUAAACUCGCGCACCGCUAAAGUGGGAUACAGAAGCAGGGGCCAGAUCUCUGCUCCUUCGGAGAUAUUCAACGAAACACAGCAAAAGCUCAAAGAGGAGCGGGAAGCUAAGCGGGCACAACUGGAUGGGAGACAUGACUACAUCUUCAGCAUUGUAGCUUCCUGCCUGAGCUUGGAGAAAUCUGAUGUGGAAGAUGCUAUACUGGAAGGAGACCAGAUUGAGCGCAUGGAGCAGUUCUUUGUGUCGCAGGGCCUCCCACAUCUUAUGUUUUACUAUCAAGAUACGGAGCCUUCACAAGCGGCAGCAUCAGCAGAGACUGUGCCGCUGCCUCUUGUCGUUCCACAGCCAAGUGCCGCCAAGAGGGAGAAAGUGUUUGUGACAGACGGCAGAGAUGUAGCCUUGAAUGGAGUGUGCGUCUUCUUCACCAGAGCUAACCCUUCGAAAACAAUCACCUCAGAGAACAUACACAGGGAUGUAAACUUCAACAUUUUGGACACAAAUGAAGGAGGCCUUUUAAAAAGUGUUGAGCAGCUCCUCUCUGAAGUCUUCAUCCCUACUUUGAGAAAGAUGAAUCAUGGCUGGGGAGAGCUGGCCAGUGCACAGGCCCAGACUGUCAAACAUGACUUCAUAUCAUCAUUAGAGAGCUUUGUGGAGGUUUUGGUUGGAGCACAAGAAAGCCUGCAAGAAAAGGUGACCUUAAUAACUUGUGACACACUUGACCUGCGUGCAAUGACAACCCCGGCAGACUACAUGGCAGCCGCUCACAGCACCGACACCACAGACAAGAUAGAGGCGUGCAUGAAAGUCUGGAUCAAGCAAAUUGAACUGGUUCUAACUGAGAGUGAUCAGUUACGAAAGGAGGCAGAUGAUCUUGGUCCUCGUGCUGAACUGGACUACUGGAAGAGAAGGAUGUCGCGGUUCAAUUACCUUUUGGAUCAGCUAAAGAGUCCUGAUGUCAGAGCUUCUUUGGGGGUCCUUCUGCUUGCAAAGUCAAAACUCAUCAAGAUGGAGGCUGCCAGAGCCGGUCUCCAGGUGUCUCUCCUGGUCAGAUCUCAGGCCACGGGAGAGCUCUUUGUGAACCUGGACCCUGAAAUCCUCACUCAGAUCAGAGAGACAAACUGCAUGAAGAGAAUGAAUUUGGAGAUCCCACCGUUUGCGUCUGUGCUGCUGCAAAAACAAGACAGUUUAAAAAAGAACUACGAUUACUUACAGGUGGAUGAUGCUAUAUUACCGGGUCUGACAACUCUCAACUGGACAUCUCUAACUAUAGACAAGUACCUUUCUCGCAUUGAAAAAUCCCUAGAGGACUUAGAGCUGCUGAUGGACCGCAUAAAUGACUUGGUGGAGUUUCGGAUUGAUGCCGUUCUGCAGGAGAUGAGUGCUGCCACACUGUGUAUGCUGCCUGAGGAUGAGCCUGUUACCUGCGACGAACUCACACGCAAUACUUUAGAGACGUUGCGGAAACGCAUUCACUCUUCCCAAGGACAUUUUAUGACUGAGAAUGAAUCAUUUAGUUUCACAAAGACCCGAGUUCAGCCUGCAAUCUUCAGAGUGAAUGUGGCUCUCUCCAUCCCAAAUAUUGCAAUGGUGCCGACUCUCGAGGAUGUGCAGCAGAGUCUGAACAGAGUGGUGGAGUGUGUGGUUUGUGUGAGUAAAGCCAAUCUGAAGACGUCUCUCACGGCUGAAACCAAGAGCUGGAUGGUGGACUACGGUUUGAACUGCAACAAGAAGUACUGCUCUGAGAUGGAGCAGAUCUUCACCUUCGUAGAUGAAGCAGGAAAGAAACUAAAUCGGCAAAUCAAAGACCUGGAUGACAUUCGCAUUGCCAUGACAGCGCUGAAGGAGAUCCGAGAGCAACAGAUAUCUGUAGAUUUUCUUGUUGGGCCUGUUGAGGAGUCAUAUGCCAUGCUUCACAAAUUUGAGUUGUCUGUGGCAAAAGAAGAAGUGGACAAAGUAGAUACGCUGCGAUACACCUGGGAGAAGCUCCUUUCCCGCACCACGGAGGUGCAGAAUGAGUUAGUGGCCCUGCAGCCAAACUUCAGAGGGGAGCUGCUGAGUAAUGUGGAGGCUUUUGUGGAAGACUGUCAAUACUUCUACCAAGAUUAUCAGAAGGAUGGGCCAAUGGUUGUGGGUCUGGCUCCACAAGAUGCAAGUGAUAGACUGAUCAUGUUUCAGAAUCGAUUUGACAACCUCUUCAGGAAAUACAUUACUUACACUGGAGGAGAGGAGCUGUUUGGACUCUCUGUCACCCAGCAUCCUCAGCUGCUGGAAAUCAGAAAGCAGCUCACAUUACUGCAAAAGUUAUAUGGACUGUAUAACAAUGAUAUUUGCAUCAGUGCAGUAAAGGAGCGGGACAUUGAGCAAAAGCUGAAGAUGGUUAUUGCUGAAUGGGACAACAAGACGUUCACGUUUGCAAACUUUAAGGCUCGUGGGGAGCUGCUGUUGAGGGGAGACAGCACCUCAGAGAUCAUCACUAGCAUGGAGGACAGCCUGAUGGUGUUAGGAUCUCUUAUGAGUAACAGGUAUAACACUCCAUUUAAAACCCAAAUUCAGAAAUGGGUGCAGAAUCUGUCCAACACCAAUGACAUUAUUGAAAACUGGAUGACCGUGCAAAAUCUCUGGAUUUACUUGGAAGCUGUGUUUGUCGGAGGAGACAUAGCUAAACAGAUGCCGAAGGAGGCAAAGCGUUUCUCUAACAUAGACAAAUCCUGGGUGAAGAUCAUGAUGAGAGCUCAUGAGAUGCCCAAUGUGGUGCAGUCGUGUGUGGGUGAUGAGACCAUGGGACAGCUACUGCCUCACCUUCUCGAACAGCUCGAAAUUUGUCAAAAAUCACUUACAGGCUAUUUGGAGAAAAAACGACUGCUCUUUCCACGUUUCUUCUUUGUGUCUGAUCCGGCUCUUUUGGAGAUCCUUGGACAGGCCUCAGACUCACACACUAUCCAGGCUCAUCUUCUAAAUGUCUUUGACAACAUCAAAAGUGUUAAAUUUCAUGAUAAGGUUUAUGAUCGGAUUUUGGCUGUGUCCUCCCGAGAAGGAGAAACAGUGGAAUUAGAGCGUCCUGUUACAGCGGAAGGCAAUGUGGAAGUUGGCUUGUUAGGAAUCCAGAUGAUAUGGACAAGAGAUGCGGAGGAGGCUUUGACCAAUGCCAGGUAUGACCGCCGCAUCAUGUCCAAAACCAAUCAGCUUUUCUUGGAGCAGCUCAACACACUGAUCGACAUGACCACUAAAGAUCUGGGGACUGUGGAGAGGACCAAGUAUGAAACCCUUAUCACCAUCCAUGUCCACCAGAGAGACAUAUUUGAUGAACUUUGCCGGCUCCAUAUCAAAAGCGCCAGUGACUUUGAGUGGCUGAAGCAGUGCCGUUUCUACUUCAAUGAGGACUCGGACAAGAUGGUCAUCAACAUCACCGACGUGGGCUUUGUCUACCAGAAUGAAUUCCUGGGCUGCACCGAAAGGCUUGUUAUAACGCCUCUCACUGAUAGAUGCUACAUUACCCUCGCGCAGGCUCUUGGUAUGAGUAUGGGUGGGGCUCCAGCUGGUCCAGCAGGAACAGACCAAAUGGACUUUAGAGGUUUGGGAAGAAUAUUUAAAGGUUUGGCCCAGUCUGGAUCCUGGGGAUGUUUUGACGAGUUCAAUAGAAUUGACCUCCCAGUACUGUCAGUAGCAGCACAACAGAUCGCCAUUGUGCUCACCUGUAAAAAAGAGAGGCGAAAGAACUUUAUAUUCACUGAUGGAGACAACAUUGAAAUGAAUCCAGAGUUCGGCCUCUUCCUAACUAUGAAUCCAGGUUAUGCAGGGAGACAAGAACUUCCUGAAAAUUUGAAAAUCAACUUCCGUUCAGUGGCUAUGAUGGUUCCUGAUAGACAAAUAAUUAUUAGAGUAAAACUGGCCAGCUGCGGAUUUAUUGACAACAUGGAGCUGGCCCGGAAGUUCUUCACUCUUUACAAGCUGUGUGAGGAGCAGCUUUCUCAACAGGUUCACUAUGACUUUGGUUUGAGAAAUAUCCUGUCGGUUUUGCGCACUUUGGGUGCAGCUAAACGCUCUAACCCUUCUGACACUGAGUCCACUAUUGUCAUGAGAGUCCUCCGGGAUAUGAACCUCUCCAAAUUGAUUGAUGAAGAUGAGCCUCUUUUUCUAAGUUUGAUAGAAGACCUUUUUCCUGGCAUCCAUCUUGAUAAAGCAGGCUACCCAGAACUAGAGGAUGCAAUUGAUAGACAGGUUGAGGAGGCAGGUUUAAUCAGCCACCCCCCGUGGAAGCUAAAGGUCAUUCAGCUGUUUGAGACGCAGAGAGUUCGACACGAGUGUGGCCAGCCUCAUAGAGAAAUGCGCAUGAAUCCCAAAGCCAUCACUGCACCUCAGAUGUUCGGGCGUCUUGAUGUUGCCACAAAUGACUGGACUGAUGGAAUAUUCUCCACACUUUGGAGAAAAACACUAAGGGCAAAGAAAGGGGAGCACAUUUGGAUAGUUCUGGAUGGACCAGUGGAUGCCAUUUGGAUAGAGAACCUCAACUCGGUUUUGGAUGACAACCGGACUCUUACGUUGGCCAAUGGUGACCGUAUUCCCAUGGCGCCCAACUGCAAAAUAGUUUUUGAGCCUCAUAACAUUGACAAUGCAUCUCCUGCAACCGUAUCUCGUAAUGGGAUGGUGUUCAUGAGUUCUUCUGUUCUUAACUGGAGUCCAAUACUAGAGAGUUGGUUGAAGAAACGCUCGCCCCAUGAAGCUGAAAUCCUAAUGCAACUGUUCGCGUCUUCAUUUUCGGAGCUUUUUCGCUUCAGUGUGCAAUCUCUGGAGUUCAAAAUGGACAUGUUGGAGGCUUUUGUCAUCAUGCAGUGCAUCAACAUGCUGCAGGGACUCAUACCACCCAGGGAACAGUGUGGGGACAUUUCCCGAGAGCACCUAGAGCGGUUCUAUGUAUUUUCUCUGCUGUGGAGUACUGGGGCUUUACUUGAACUCGAUGACCGAAGGAAGAUGGAACUAUGGAUCCGGGCAAAUGAUAGCCUCUCUCUGAAUCUCCCAGCAAUUCCACCUGAGAGCGAAGACACCAUAUUCGACUACUACGUCACUGAGUUUGGUCACUGGGUCCACUGGGACUCCAGAGUGGAUGAGUAUAUCUAUCCCACUGACAUUACCCCAGAGUACAGCUCCAUUCUCGUCCCCAACGUGGACAACGUCAGGACAGACUUCCUUAUUCAGACUGUCGCCAAACAGGGCAAGGCUGUGCUGUUGAUUGGAGAACAGGGAACGGCCAAAACUGUAAUGAUAAAGAGCUAUGUUUCAAAAAGCGACCCAGAGACACACAUAAGCAAGACCCUCAAUUUUUCUUCAGCUACUACUCCACUAAUGUUUCAGAGAUCUGUUGAGAGCUAUGUGGACAAGAGAAUGGGCAGUACGUAUGGACCUCCUGCAGGAAAGAAGAUGACAGUUUUCAUUGAUGACAUCAACAUGCCUGUUAUCAAUGAGUGGGGAGAUCAGGUGACAAAUGAGAUUGUGCGACAGCUGAUGGAGCAGAAUGGAUUUUACAAUUUAGAAAAGCCCGGAGAGUUUACCAGUAUUGUAGACAUCCAGUUUUUGGCAGCAAUGAUUCAUCCUGGAGGAGGACGCAACGACAUUCCCCAGAGACUAAAAAGACAGUUCUCUAUUUUUAACUGCACUUUACCCUCCAAUACAUCCAUUGACAAGAUUUUUGGUGUCAUUGGGGAAGGUCAUUUCUGUGCAGCUCGAAGCUUCAGUGAUGAAGUGAGAAACAUUAUUCCAGGUCUGGUUUCUCUUACUCGACAACUGUGGCAGCUGACGAAGGUCAAGAUGCUUCCAACUCCAGCAAAGUUCCACUACAUCUUUAACCUCAGGGAUUUGUCCAGAGUCUGGCAGGGAAUGCUUAACACAACCUCCGAGGUGGUCACUUCAACUGAGGUGGUGCUGGCCUUGUGGAAGCAUGAGUGCAAACGUGUGAUAGCUGACAGAUUUACAAUGCCUGAAGACGUGGAGUGGUUUGACCAGGCAUUGGCCAAAGUGGUGGGGGACAAACUCGGAGAGGAAGACAAAAAAGUGGUGGACUAUGGAGUUGACUCGUUCUUUGUGGACUUUUUACGAGAUGCACCAGAAGCAACAGGUGAAGAGCCAGAGGAUUCAGAUUUUGAUUUGCCCAAAGUGUAUGAGCAAAUAGAGUCAUUUGAAAGUUUGAAAGAUCGGCUGAACAUGUUCCUGACCCUCUUCAAUGAGAGCAUCAGAGGGACGAGUAUGGAUAUGGUGUUUUUCCAGGAUGCUAUGAUACAUUUGGUCAAGGUGUCAAGAAUCAUCAGGACCUCAGGAGGAAACGCCUUGCUCGUGGGUGUCGGGGGCUCAGGCAAACAGAGCCUAACCAGGUCAUAUAACACAGCCAACCUGAUGGAUGACUUGAAGGGGUUGUACAGGACAGCUGGUCAACAUGGGAAAGGCAUUAGCUUCAUUUUUACAGAUAAUGAAAUCAAAGAGGAAUCUUUCCUGGAGUAUAUGAACAAUGUGCUGUCGUCUGGAGAGGUUUCAAAUCUGUUUGUUCGGGAUGAAAUUGAUGAAAUCCUUAGUGAUCUAAUCCCAGUGAUGAAGCGAGAGUUUCCCAGACGACCUCCAACCAAUGAAAACUUAUAUGAAUACUUCAUGUCUCGGGUCAGACACAAUCUCCAUGUUGUCUUGUGCUUUUCUCCUGUUGGGGAAAAGUUUCGCAAUCGAGCUUUAAAGUUUCCAGCGCUCAUAUCAGGCUGCACCAUGGACUGGUUCAGCCGCUGGCCCAAAGACGCCCUGGUGGCAGUGUCGCAGCACUUCCUCUCUCUUUAUGACAUUGACUGCUCUCUACAAGUCAAAAGUGAGGUUGUACAGUGCAUGGGCUCAUUUCAAGAUGGUGUGGCUGAAAAGUGUGUGGACUACUUCCAAAGGUAUAGACGCUCCACUCAUGUAACACCAAAGUCCUACCUGUCCUUCAUCCAGGGAUAUAAAGCCAUUUAUAAAGAAAAACGCACUGAGGUGCAAACUUUAGCCAACAGAAUGAACACAGGUCUCAAAAAGUUGAAGGAAGCUUCGGAGUCGGUGGCUGCUCUGAGUAAAGAGCUCGAGGUGAAAGAGAAGGAGCUACAAGUCGCUAAUGAGAAGGCUGAUAUGGUAUUGAAAGAAGUGACAGUGAAAGCACAGGCAGCAGAGCGUGUAAAGAUAGAAGUCCAAAAAGUAAAGGACAAGGCUCAGGCAAUUGUGGACAGUAUUUCUGCUGACAAAGCCAUUGCAGAGGAGAAAUUAGAGGCCGCUCGACCAGCGCUUCAGGAGGCUGAGGCUUCACUGCAGACUAUCAAGCCAUCGGAUAUUGCCACUGUCCGAACGCUUGGCCGACCUCCUCAUCUCAUUAUGCGGAUAAUGGACUGCGUGCUGCUGCUGUUUCAGAGAAGGGUCAAUUCUGUCAAAAUCGACCCGGAGAAAAACUGCAACACACCAUCAUGGCAGGAGUCCCUAAAGCUCAUGACUGCGGGGAACUUUCUGGGCAGUCUGCAGCAAUUCCCUAAAGACUCCAUUAAUGAGGAAAUGGUGGAGCUUCUGCAGCCCUAUUUUGAAAUGCCUGACUACAAUAUUGAAACUGCCAAGAGAGUCUGCGGCAAUGUAGCUGGUCUUGCGUCAUGGACCAAAGCAAUGGCUUCUUUUUUCUCCAUUAACAAGGAAGUUCUUCCAUUGAAGGCUAACCUGGCAGUGCAGCAGAAUCGUCUUGCUCUCGCUAAUUUGGACCUUGAGAAAGCUCAAGCUGAGUUAGAUGAUAAACAGGCAGAGCUGGAUGUGGUCCAGGGCGACUAUGAGAAAGCAAUGACGGAAAAACAGGCCUUACUGGAGGAUGCUGAGCGCUGUAGACACAAGAUGCAGACAGCCUCCAGCCUGAUAAGUGGUCUGGCUGGAGAGAAGGAAAGGUGGACUGAGCAAAGUAAAGAGUUUGCAGCUCAAACAAAGCGUCUUGUCGGUGACGUCCUUCUGGCCACAGCUUUCCUGUCCUAUUCAGGGCCAUUCAAUCAAGAGUUCAGAAAUCUUUUAAUGUACGACUGGAAAAGGGAGCUGAAACAGCGACACAUCCCAUUUGGGAACAAUCUAAACCUCACUGAAUUGCUGAUUGAUUCCCCGACUGUGAGCGAGUGGAACCUACAGGGGCUCCCCAAUGAUGACCUGUCCAUUCAGAACGGCAUUAUUGUCACCAAAGCUGCCCGCUUCCCGCUUCUUAUUGACCCACAGACUCAAGGAAAGAUCUGGAUAAAGAAUAAAGAGGCCAAGAAUGAGUUGCAGAUCACUUCACUGAACCAUAAGUACUUCAAGAACCACUUGGAGGACAGUUUGUCUAUUGGAAGACCACUCUUAAUUGAAGAUGUCGAGGAAGAACUAGAUCCUGCUCUGGACAACAUCCUGGAGAAGAAUUUCAUUAAGACUGGCUCCACGUACAAGGUGAAAGUGGGUGAUAAAGAGGUGGAUGUGAUGAAAGGAUUCCGGCUUUACAUGACCACCAAACUGCCGAACCCUGCAUACACCCCAGAGAUCAGCGCACGCUCUUCUAUCAUCGACUUCACGGUCACCAUGAGGGGCCUGGAGGACCAGUUACUGGGCAGGGUCAUUCUCACUGAGAAACAGGAACUGGAGAAGGAGAGGACAGACCUCCUGGAAGACGUCACAUCAAACAAAAGGAAGAUGAAGGAACUGGAGGACAACCUUCUCUACAGACUGACCAGCACACAGGGAUCACUUGUGGAUGAUGAGAGCCUGAUUGCUGUCCUGGGAAACACUAAGCGCACUGCUGAAGAGGUCACUCAGAAACUGCAGAUUGCAGCUGAAACUGAGGUCCAGAUAAACGCUGCCAGAGAAGAGUACAGACCAGUGGCCACUCGAGGCAGUAUUCUCUACUUCCUCAUCACAGAGAUGAGUAUGGUCAACGUCAUGUAUCAAACAUCGUUACGGCAGUUUUUGGGGCUUUUUGACCUCUCUCUGGCAAGAUCCUUCAAAAGUCCAAUAACCAGCAAACGAAUCGCCAACAUCAUUGAGUUUAUGACCUUUGAAGUUUACAAAUAUGCAGCACGGGGGCUUUAUGAGGAGCACAAGUUUCUCUUCACUUUGCUUUUAAGCCUGAAAAUUGACAUGCAGAGCAGCAAGGUCAAACAUGAUGAGUUUCUGACUCUCAUCAAAGGAGGUGCUUCUUUGGACCUCAAAGCUUGUCCUCAGAAACCAGCAAAAUGGAUCCUGGAUAUGACAUGGCUCAACCUGGUGGAGCUGAGCAAACUAUGGCAGUUUUCAGAUAUUCUUGAUCAGAUAACUCGUAAUGAGAAACCAUGGAAAACUUGGUUUGACAAAGAAGUUCCUGAAGAGGAGGUGCUCCCCAACUCUUAUGACCAGUCACUGGACUGUUUCCGACGCCUGCUCCUCAUUCGUUGCUGGUGUCCGGAUAGAACAAUUGCACAGGCUCGAAAAUACAUAAAGGAUUCGAUGGGGGAGAAAUACACAGAAGGCGUGAUGCUGGAUUUGGAGAAGACCUGGGAGGAAGCAGACCCUCGGACGCCGCUGAUCUGUUUCCUCUCAAUGGGCUCAGACCCAACAGACUCAAUCAUUGCUCUAGGGAAGAGACUGAAAAUUGAAACACGAUAUGUUUCCAUGGGGCAAGGACAAGAAGUGCAUGCUCGCAAACUUCUGCAGCAGACUAUGGCCAAUGGAGGCUGGGCAUUGCUUCAGAAUUGCCACUUGGGACUGGACUUCAUGGAUGAGUUGAUGGACAUAAUGACCGAGACCGAGUCGGUCCAUGAUAGUUUUCGGUUGUGGAUAACAACUGAGGUUCACAAGCAGUUCCCUAUUACCCUCCUGCAAAUGUCAAUCAAGUUCACCAACGAACCGCCACAAGGGCUCAAGGCGGGGCUCAAGAGGACUUAUGGAGGUAUUAACCAGGACCUUUUGGAUGUCAGCAAUAUGGUCCAGUGGAAACCAAUGCUUUAUGGAGUAGCAUUUCUCCACAGUACUGUUCAAGAGAGGAGAAAGUACGGGCCACUGGGCUGGAAUAUCCCAUAUGAGUUUAACCAGGCUGAUCUUAACGCUACAAUUCAGUUUGUACAGAACCACCUGGAUGACAUUGACAUAAAAAAGGGUGUGUCCUGGAACACGGUUCGCUACAUGAUCGGAGAGAUUCAAUAUGGAGGCCGUGUGACAGACGACUAUGACAAGCGCCUUCUCAAUACUUUUGCCAAAGUGUGGUUCAGCGAGGACAUGUUUGGACCCAGCUUUAAUUUCUACAAGGAUUACACUAUCCCCAAAUGCAUCAAUGUAGAGCAGUAUCUCACAUACAUUCAGGGAUUGCCAUCUUACGACACCCCAGAGGUAUUUGGACUCCACCCAAAUGCUGACAUCACCUACCAGAGCAAACUGGCGAAAGACGUGCUGGACACUAUUCUCAGCAUCCAGCCCAAAGACAGCUCCUCUGGUGGGGGUGAGACCAGGGAGGCGGUGGUGUCCAGGCUGGCUGACGACAUGCUGGAGAAACUGCCCCCCGACUACGUGCCGUUUGAGGUGAGGGACCGCCUGCAGAAGAUGGGGCCAUUCCAGCCCAUGAACAUAUUCUUACGUCAGGAGAUUGACCGGAUGCAGAGGAUCAUUGUUCUGGUCAGAAACACCCUCACGGACCUCAAACUGGCCAUAGACGGGACUAUAAUCAUGAGUGAAAACCUACGAGACGCUCUGGACUGCAUGUAUGAUGCUCGCAUUCCUGCACGGUGGAAGAAGGCAUCAUGGGCCUCCAGCACCCUGGGGUUUUGGUUCACAGAGCUGCUUGAGCGGAACCGACAAUUUCAGGCCUGGAUUUUUGAAGGGCGCCCCAACUGCUUCUGGAUGACUGGCUUCUUCAACCCACAGGGUUUCCUGACAGCGAUGAGACAGGAAAUCACACGAGCAAACAAGGGCUGGGCUCUGGACCGUAUGGUGUUGUGCAAUGAGGUGACCAAGUGGAUGAAGGAUGACAUCACUCAGCCCCCAGCAGAGGGAGUUUAUGUCUAUGGCCUUUACUUGGAGGGAGCCGGAUGGGACCGACGCAGCAGCAAGCUCAUCGACUCAAAACCAAAAGUCCUGUUUGAGAUGAUGCCUGUUAUAAGGAUGUAUGCUGAAAACAAUGGUGUUAAAGACCCCCAUCUUUACAUGUGUCCAAUCUACAAGAAGCCGGUCAGGACUGACUUAAACUACAUUGCUGCAGUUGAUCUGAAAACUGCACUUCCUCCUGAGUACUGGAUACUGCGGGGCGUGGCGCUGCUUUGUGACGUCAAAUAA